Molecule: messenger RNA, 1816 nt
Organism: Epinephelus lanceolatus (giant grouper)
Lineage: Eukaryota; Metazoa; Chordata; Actinopteri; Perciformes; Serranidae
Source: RefSeq, a predicted model, not a curated record
UCUUCCGACUGUCUCUGGUUAGUCUAUUGUCACAGGCUAAUAAUAUGUCUUUUGGGUGUACUGAAGCAUGACUUCACAGUCCACGCAGCAGCUUUCUUUUUGGCGGCUGGUAACCUGAUUCCCAAGGCAACUGUUGCCACCGCAAAACACUCAGUGAAUGCACAGGCAUGUCACAGUUUAAUCUCUAACUAGCUCCAGUGCAGGUAUUUGCUUUACAUUUUGAGUUAUGAUUCAAUACAAAUCAGAACUGCAACUUUUAGAAGAUAAUUAAAUAGUGCAGGAUUUGACAUUCAUUCCACGAAGACGUCUCUGGUGGGCGAACAGAAGAAACUGCUUGAACAACAAAAUGAGACUACCAGCCAUCUCUAUAGCCUCCACACCAGUGUGUCUCCCUCACGACACACUUCCUGUCCGGCAGAGUCGCUGCCUGGUGGUCACUCCCAUGAUAUUUCCCAGCAUCUCAGACUCUGCCCGGCUGUGGACAAGCAGCCAGAGUAUUCCAAGACUGAACCCUUUACAUCCACCUUUGGUCCCUAAACGCACCGUCAGCCUGGAGACGCCAGCUGUUCACCACCACAACCACCAGAGGACACUAAUUAUGCAGAGAAGAGAGCACCACAGGUAUCAUCAAGUGUGGAGAAAACCUUUCUAUGGAACCAGCACUGAGAGAGAAGAGUACAGGAAGGAGUUACGAGAGCAGUUAAAGAGGCAGAUAGAGGAAAAAUGUGCAGCACUGAAGCUGCAGCUGGCCAGUAAAGAGAAGGAAGCCGAGCAUUUACGAGAAGUGGACCGCCUCGCCCUGUCCAGCGAGAGUGAGCUAAGGAUCCGGCACAGCAAAGCAAUGACAGCAUACAGAGAUGAGAACAAGAGGCUAAUGGAGCAGAGCUGGAGGGACAGAGCACUAACACGCUCCCAGGAGACGCUAAAGGAGAGAGAGCUGCUGUGCCUCAACCCCAUUAACUGGAGUGGAACACUGAAAUAAGCUGAACCUCGACAUCCAGAGUCAAGACUUGAAACCCUGGCCUCUCUGCAGCAUUUGGGGCAUACAUAAGUGACAGAUGAAAAUGGGAUGCAACAUAUAUAAUAAAUGUAAUUAGUGUUGUAAUAGCCAUUGAAAGUACUUUAAAGGGAUAUUUCUAUGAUUUUCUAAACUGGGAAAAACCAAAUGAAGGUUUUCAGCAUCAGAUUAUUUCCUAUCUUACUUUAGAAUUUUUUUCUUAUCGGCUUUUUUUUUUGGUAAAGUAUCAACAUUGAUACUAGAGAUAUCAUCUUUUUUAUUCUGUGCAUUUUUCCUUGUGCCUACAUUACCCAAAAUACAACCUGGCCACAAAUAGUUCUGUUGGAGAUUUGGGUGUGUUAUGCUAGGAAUGGCUAAUGUAGCCUGGAGCUGCUAACCUCAAGCAGAGAUGAGGAGCAGGCUACAGAGGUAUAGUAAAGUCCAACUCCACAUCCCCAUAUUUUUUUUUUUUUUUAAACUUGUAGUCUAGUCCCAAACAACAUUUUUCUUAAAUUCAUAUUUCGCACAGCUCCCUCUGGAGAUACAGGACAAUUUUUCACAUCUGCAGCAGCCCUCCCAAUAAUUCUGUCUAAUCAAUGGAGUUUCCCCCUUAAAGUAACAUAAUGCUCCUUUUUUUUUACCUUAAAAUAACAACUUCAAAAUAAUUUUGUUGGUGGAGAAUAACGUCUAUUUCAUUCCCAUUUCAGGCACCUAACACUUUUUUUUGCACUAUGUAACUUUGGUGAGCAGGUGGGAUCUCCUGUAAGAAGUUAUGCUUUACAGAGGCUAGCUCAGUAUACUCAAUAUCGACAUGAAGGC